This is a messenger RNA of Anneissia japonica, 5075 nucleotides long. RefSeq names its product importin-9-like. The record is from RefSeq and is a predicted model, not a curated record. Gene Ontology annotation, biological process: protein import into nucleus. Gene Ontology annotation, molecular function: small GTPase binding. Lineage: Eukaryota; Metazoa; Echinodermata; Crinoidea; Comatulida; Comatulidae. Bases 38 to 3157 code for a protein of 1039 amino acids. Gene Ontology annotation, cellular component: cytosol; nuclear envelope. The transcript has 23 exons.
UCGCGCCAUCUGCCUCAAGUAUAAUUCAUGAUUCAUCAUGGCUGCAUGCGGAGAUGUAACUCGCUCGAUCUGUGACCAUAUUAUAGAAAGUUUACAUGCUAUUUUGUCCCCAGAACAUCUUAUUCGUAUCCAAGGUGAAGAACAGAUAAAACUGCUUGAGGUUACUGAGGAAUUUGGAGUACAUCUUGCUGAACUAACUCUUGACCCAAAGGGGGCUCUUGCUAUCAGACAGUUGGCAUCAGUAAUAUUGAAACAGUAUGUGGAAUGCCAUUGGUCGCAGCAUGCUGACAAGUUUCGACCACCUGAGGCUACAGAAGCUGCGAAAGCUGAUAUACGACGAAUGCUUCCGGCUGGUUUACAUGAAUCCAUAAGUAAAGUGCGCUCAAGCAUAGCCUAUGCCAUUUCAGCGAUUGCACACUGGGAUUGGCCAGAAGCAUGGCCGGGUCUCUUUGAUCAGCUCAUGCACUUGAUCACAAGUGGUGAUGCUAAUGCCGUCCACGGUGCCAUGCGAGUACUUACAGAAUUCACCCGUGAGGUAACAGAUAUGCAGAUGCCAAAUGUAGCGCCAGUCAUUAUGCCAGAAAUGUACCGAAUAUUUACCAACGCAGAGCUCUACAGCAUCAGAACUAGAGGGCGGGCUGUUGAGAUAUUCAAUACUUGUGCAUUGCUUAUAUUCAGUGUUAACGAGGUUGUUAAGGGUCUAGCAGCAAAACUUGUGUAUCCGUUACUGCCAGGUUUUGUGGAGGCUUUCAUACAAGCUCUUAAUACACCUGAUGGUCCAAUAUCCGAUAGUGGACUGAAGAUGGAAGUUAUUAAGGCUUUAACGACACUAAUUAAGAACUACCCUAAACAAAUGAGUAAAUUCAUGCCCCAAAUUCUGCCCCCGAUUUGGAAGACGCUAACAGAGAGUGCUGCGGUGUACAUCACAACAGUCGUAAACGGAACAGAGGAUGCAGACAACCCAAUAGAUUCAGACGGCGAAGUGUUAGGAUUUGAGAACUUGGUGUUCAGCGUGUUUGAUUUCAUCAACGGCAUGGUAGAAACACCGAAAUUCCGUAGCACCAUCAAGAAGAGUGUGGAUCAAUUGUUUUACUACAUCGUACUGUAUAUGCAAAUAACAGAAGAACAGGUUACAGUUUGGUCCAACAAUCCUAACCAGUUUGUGGAGGAUGAAGAUGAUGAAACGUUUUCCUACAGCGUUCGGAUAUCAGCCCAAGAUCUACUACUGCAACUUGCAGCUGAAUUCCAGACAGACAGUAGCCUUGGGUUAGUGUCAGCAGUAACAAGACACUUCCAAGAGGCCCAGGUUGCUAAGGAAAAUGGCAAUGGUUAUUGGUGGAAGAUCCAUGAGUCAUGUUUGCUGGCCCUCGGUAGUGUAAAAAGUCUGAUCUGUGAUAAGGUAGCAAGUGGUAAACUGCAAUUUGACAUGGAAACAUUUCUCACAUCAGUGGUGUUAGCAGACCUUAAUUAUCCAGUGUCACCAUUUCUAUUGGGUCGGGCGCUAUGGGCCGCCAGUAGGUUUACGUUAGCUAUGACACCAAAGUUAGUCCAAAGUUUCCUAGAAGCAACAACAUUAGGUCUUGGCGCAUCACAACCUCCGUCCGUGCGAAUAUCAGCGGUGCGUGCAAUUCAUGGCUACUGUGACCAUCUGAAAUCUUCCAACAACAGCCAAGUAUUGGUACCGUUUUUACCGAACAUUAUGGCGGAAUUAAUUGAAUUAGCCAAACAGAGUUCUUCCGACGUCCUCGCUCUGGUCAUGGAGACCAUUAGUAUUGCAAUAACAAUUGAUCCAGAAUUCACAGCAUCAUGUGAGAAGCAGAUAGCCCCACUUGCAAUAGCUUUGUUCCUUAAAUUUAGUCAAGACCCAAUAAUGGCUUCCUAUGUUGAAGAUAUCUUCAAAGAGCUGGCGGCGAAUCCAGGCUCAAAGCUGGCACUGGAAAAGAGAUUGAUUCCAACGAUUAUUAGUGUUCUAAAUGGAGACCCAGAAAAGUUACCAAUGGGGAUACAAUCUCCUGCAUUAGAUAUACUUUGCACUGUUGUAAGGAGUAGUGGCGCUCCACUGUCAAACGAACAUGUGAACAUUGCAUUCCCAGCUGCUGCUCAGUGUAUGUUGAGGUCAGACGAUAACGCUGUAAUGCAGAGUGGUGGAGAAUGUCUACGAGCAUACGUGUCCGUAGGAUUGAACCAGAUUAGGGAGUGGCAUGACCCCGCUGGCAACGACGGUAUCUCCUACAUCACCAAAUGUGUUUCUAAGUUAUUAAAUCCUCAAACGUCGGAGUUUACGGCAGCUUUUGUAGGUCGUCUGGUCGCUAUUUUAAUCUCAAAAGUUGGACGAGGGCUUGGUGAUGAUUUAUCAGCGAUAUUGAAAGCAGUUUUAAGUAAGAUGCAACAAGCUGAAACAUUAAGCGUUGUUCAAUCGUUAGUAAUGGUAUUCGCCCAUCUGAUGCAUUCUCAAAUGGACGCAGUGCUUGACUUCCUCUACCAAGUACCUGGCCCCACCGGUAACACGGCUCUUGAGUUUGUCCUUACAGAGUGGGCUGCCCGGCAACAUAAUUUCUAUGGUGCUUAUGAAUGCAAGGUCAGUAUCACAGCCCUAAGUGAGCUUCUUAAACACUUCAUCAACACCAAUGAUAUCAGGCUUGAUGGUAUUGUAGUGAAAGGCGAUGAAAUAUUUAAACACGAAGGAAUCAGAACAAGAUCCAAAGCUGCAAUAGCGCCUGAUGAGUGGACAAUAAUUCCAAUCCAAGUGAAAAUCUACAAGAUCUUAGUUAAUGAAUUGUCAAAUGUGAUGGAAGCAAAUAUAUCACGCCAAGCAUCUGCUGGCGGAGAGGAUGUAGAAGAGGAAGAUGGUUGGGAUGAUGACGAGGAUGAAGAUGAUGAGGAGGACAACGUCAAUGAUCUGGCACUAGCAAACCAAUUAGCUGAUUACGUUCCAUCCUCAUCGUUUAUGGGUUAUGAUUUUGGGGAGGAUGUAGAUGAUGAAGAAGAGGAUGACCCAGAUGCCCUGCAAGAUCCAGUCUUUCAAAUAGACAUCCAGGCUCAUCUAACAGAGUUUUUACAACAGCUUUCCCAUCAUCCAUCCCAUUUGAUCUUCGCUUCGCACCUCAACAACAUAGAGAAACAUAUUCUAUCAUCUAUCGGUAUUGCGAUACAAUAAAAAUGAAUUGAGAAAUAUAAAAUGAAAUAUCUACUAGUGCUAGUAACCAAAUUUAAUGUGCUGCAUUAAUGUCAUGAUAGCAGCUUGUGUUGAUGUGAAUAUGCAAAUGUUUUGAUAUGUAGGGUGGAGAUAGUUGGAUAUACUGGCAGUGUGGGGAUAGUUGAAUACUGGUUUUGAAAAUCCAACACAUAUAAUUGAACAGACUGUUUUCUGCUUGUAGAAUUUUUUUUUUUUUUAUAGACAAUACCAUAGACUAAUUACUCCACCAAAUCACCAAUCCAAUAUAAUGACCCACCAACUUACAGAUAACCACCUUAUAACCCACCCAAUUCACAACCUCCCCGAUAAUUACAAUUUUCAGAACUCACCUUGGGUGCAAGCUCAUUCAUAUUGAUUGAUUAUUGUACGGAAGAUUAAAACAAUGUUUUGUAUAAAUGGUUUUGUUAUAUUGGGUUGUUACUUCUUCAUUAUUUAUUGGAUCCAGAUGAAUUUUUUCAAUGAUUUUUUUAUACUUCUGUUACGUCAGGCAUAUUUAUUUAUUCAGGUAUAAAAUUAUCAAAAUUUAUUCAGGUAUAAAAUUAUUAAAAGUGCAGUUGAUGGUUGAAAAUACUUUGUAUAACAAGUACUUAAUCAUUCUCAAAGGAAAAAAAAAACUUGUACAGAUAGAUUACAUUCAUAACAUAAGAUGUGAUGAACAGAAGGAAAAUCGGAUAUAAAUAUAUUUAUUAUGUUUAUAUAUUUGCUUCUAAAAUUGAAGAUAAUACAGUAAUUGUGUUGUUAUAUUUAUUAUUUGGUAUUGUUUAAUUAUAUGAGGUCAUAUAAAAAAAAAAACCCAAAAAAUCUUGCCGAAAUUAAAUUAUUUUUUGGUGUCUAAACCUGGCGUUGGCGUGGAUAUUCAGACUUCUCAAAUGAGUAAAAUGCGUUUCAGUAACGACGUCUUCAAAUAUCCGUAGUAAAUACAAGCUUUCCGUAGCACCUAAUAAUUUGUCUUGAGUGCAAAAUAUAGGUUGCUUAAAUUACAGGUUCAGCAUAAUAAGCUGUUGGAAUUGCACGCAAACCGGUCCCAAAGUGAACAGGAUUGUUUUCACAAUAAUUUAUCAUAAUCUGACGAGUCUGGGUUGUCUAGGGACAAUGUAACCAAAGAUCCUGAAGCAAAAAUCAUUUAUUCUGGACGUUAGACAAUGUGUAGACUUAUUUAUGGGUCUAGGCCUAAUGAAUUCUAUUUCCGUACGUCUGUAAUUAGGCAAAAUUUCCGUAGGUUAUGUAGAAUUUGAGAAGUCUAAUAGGCAGUUAAGCUAGACAAAGUUUGAUGUGAACACGUGCAUAUAUUGCAUAUUAUUUCAAGGCUAUAGAAAGCUAAUUUUUUUUCCAUAAAUCUAAAGCCCAUGUUACCUACUGUAUAUCCAGACAUUGUAUCAACUUUGUGUAAAUUGAAAAAUAAAUGUAUUUUAUACUAAUAAUAGUGGUGGGAAUAGCAUAUCCCUCCGUCCUCUGUAUUUGAAAUUCUGUGUCUGCCCAAAUAUUAGUUAAUUUACAAUGCUUUGGUAUAGAUAAGAAUACAGGGCACACUCCUAUUUAAUCAGUUAUAUGCUACUCCAAUAUUAGGAUGGAUGACCAUGGAGGAAUCUUCCAUGGUAUAACCAAAUUUGUUUUUUUUUUUGUUUUUUUUGUAAAGUUGCUGAAGACAACAUUUUCUCGUUCUAAUCUUCAAUUGAAAGCCAGUAGCUUACUUUAAAGUAAUUAAAAUACAUAUUGAAAUUUAUUGUUGUAUUAGCUCAAAACACAUGAAGUUUUAUUUUUAUUAGCAUAAACCACCUAAGAAUGUUUGACGUUUGGUGCUGUUUGUAUUUUUUUUACCUAUUAUUUUGUAUUGUAUUAUGGUAAUGAGCACCUAUAAAUAAAAGACUAAUUAAAUUAC